Molecule: messenger RNA, 1065 nt
Organism: Lolium rigidum
Lineage: Eukaryota; Viridiplantae; Streptophyta; Magnoliopsida; Poales; Poaceae
Exons: 4
Coding region: 68-808 (246 amino acids)
Source: RefSeq, a predicted model, not a curated record
UGUCGUUAAGUCAACGAUCCAAUGUAUCCACAUCAUCGUUGACGCCCCUGUGCUCAAGCGAUUCACCAUGUCCCUCCGCACCCGCGGUGACCUCAGCAUAUCCGUCUCGGCACCACUAGUGGAUAAGGUCUCGUGGCGGUGCUUGUAUACUGGAUCAACCGCCGGGCUUGGCCUCUGGGGACUCUCUGCAGUGAGAUUAGAGACAGAGGAGAGCAAAGGAGUAAAGGAGGAAGACGAUGUCCCUCGUGUCCAUGUCUUGUGCCUACACAUGUUUGCCAGACCAUAUCCACGUGGUUAUUCAGACGAUCAGCUCGGCUUUGCGAUGGAGAUAGAGAAACAUAUGAUUACGGACUUCUCUGGCUUAGAGGUGCAUCUCAGAACAACAGAACAUGUGUUUGGAGCAUUUCUGUUGCGGCUACUUGGGAUGCAUCGGAUUCGCACUGCUACAAGAAGCCUUAAAAUCGUCCUACAAAGAUUUGAGAUGAAAGACAGAUGUACACCCCUGGUGAAUUGUUCUUGUGAUGAGCCAAAGGACUGGAGAGCGCAGACAAUCUCUUUGGCCAAUCUUGAAAAGGUGGAAAUUAAACAAUUCAAUGGGCAGGAUCAUGAGUUUGAUUUCUUGAAAUUGAUAUUUCGAUGUGCACCAAUGCUUAGAAGAGUCGCCCUGGAGCUGACAAAAGGGUUCACUCCAGAUAAUGAUUGGUGCACAGAAAUACACAGCAUCUUCAUGGGGUAUCCUUCUGUGGAAUGCACCGUUGAUCAUAGUCCAGGGUCGAUGCACCACAGGCCAAGCUGUGUGUCAACAUGAUUCUAAUCAUUAGAUUUGCAGAUUCGUAGUGAUUAUCGACAAGAUCAUCUUCUCGCGAGCGGGCCUAACUCCACCAUCUUACUUGAGAAUUCUGCUUGGUCAUCUGGAUGGAUAAAAUGAGCUGCCGAGGUGUUACUUUGCGAGUGUACAUGGUGGAGCCGCAUGAAAUGUUGUGCUGGUGGUCUUAAUGAAAGAUUGAAUUGUAGCCGUACGUGGCCUAUAAGUUGCCAUUGUUAAUCCUUGAAGAAAAGCAUCGA